CGAUGAAAAAAGACAAGAAAGCUACAGCAUAUUUAACCCUUGUUCGCAAUGAGGACCCAAGAAGUGACCCAGUGUUGAUGAUUCCACAGUGCAAGGUCUCUGUGAAGAAAAUGCUCUUUACAUCUGGAACAGUAAGCAUGGAUGCAUAUACUGAGCGGAUGGCUUUCUACCAAGGGGAAGGCAUCAAGGUUGUGGCCGCCAUUCAGAACAAAUCAACUUGUGAUAUUUGGCCCAAGUACCGUUUCUAUAUGAAGCAGAGCUUCUUUGUAAAAAGAAAGAAGAAGGUCUCCACCCAAGAAAUCCAGAGAGAGGUGGGUGAUGCAAUUCCACCCUCUACAAGUCCGACUGUCACCAGGAUCCUCACCAUCCCUCCUGACACGAAUGCAACCAUCUUAAAUUGUGCCAUCAUCAAAGUGGAGUAUAAGGUCGUGAUCUACCUGGAUAUCAAGUAUGCUUUAGACCCCGAGAUCAAGUUCCCCAUAGUCAUCCUACCAGCUUUAAAGGAGGAGGAGCAGCAUCAUCGGCCUGCUUAUCCUAUGUAUGGAUCUGGAACAUCUGCAAACUCAUACGCGGCAGGAAGGACCAACUUCCUGCAAAACUCAACAGCCUCAGGUCCUUCUGCUCCUCCACCAUCCUAUGGAACAUAUGGGCUGUAUCCCUCGACUAAUUUCCGUGGAAAAUACUAGAUGCUGCAAUAUCACACUUGAAAGUCUCAGCGCUCUCUUUUUGAUUUACAGUUUGACACAUACAGUAGCUCCAGAUAAGGAGUUUUUUGCUUAAUUCCUGUUAUUUAGACAAAGUGGAAAGAACAAUGGCAAUGUCUUCUCUAAAAUAUUUGGGAUAAUUAUCAGAAUCUUAAGAGUAGGAAUAAAUGGAUAUAAUCAGCUCCUGUAUCAGUGGGAUGAUCUCACCUCUUUAUGUUUUAUUUAAUGGGGAAUACUGAAAAUACUGUAAAUU
Messenger RNA from Larimichthys crocea (large yellow croaker), 957 nucleotides. Its product is annotated as arrestin domain-containing protein 3. The record is from RefSeq and is a predicted model, not a curated record. The coding region runs from base 3 to 686 and encodes 227 amino acids. Lineage: Eukaryota; Metazoa; Chordata; Actinopteri; Sciaenidae. The transcript is spliced from 4 exons. Gene Ontology annotation, cellular component: plasma membrane; cytoplasm. Gene Ontology annotation, biological process: protein transport.